UUAUGUUUUGCUUUAAUUCUUUACUUUAUACUUUACAAAUUAUUCUCAGCAUUUUAUUAGCCUAUUUGCCAGAAAUUUUAACUUCAACGACUUAUUUAGAUUCAGUUAAAUUAAUUGCCUGCGAUGGAGAAUUAGCAUCCCUUCAUUGCCCCCCUUAUCAUCAAAUAGUCAUCGAAUCAGCCAAUUUUGGCCGUUUUGCUUUAAAAGAAUGUAAUCCAACAAGAAGGCCUGAUUUUAAUAUUUUUUGCAAUAAUCCAGAAGCUAUAGAUGUGCUAAGGGCUAGAUGUGAACACCGUCAACGUUGUGUUGUGCCCGUAAACUGGGCAAUAUUUCAAUUAAAUCGAAUUAAUAAUAAUGAAAGUUUUGAUCAAUGUCCAGGCACUCCAAAAUAUUUGGAUGCUGUUUAUGGUUGUGAACAUCAAAAUAGCUGUAAUGUAAAAGCUAAUAUACAAGUUUUUGGCAAUAAAUGUCCACAAGUUAAUAAAUAUUUAGAUGUUGUCUAUAGGUGUAUUGAAACAACAACAACAACAUCAAGUACCUCCACAACAACAAAAUUAUCAACACUAAAACCUUCAUUAAAAAUAUCUCCAAAUAAAUUAGAAAAAACUUCGAGUAAUUUACCUUUAGUAAAUGAAUAUGAAACAACGAAAGAAUUAUUAUUGGAUACUUAUGAAGUUAAAAAUGAUGGGGGAGAUAUUUCUGAUAAUGGGUCAGUUCUUCUCUAUCUCUUUUUGGCAAGUAUUUCUGCUGCUUCUGUAGUUUUCUCAAUAUUUAUAGCAUUAUGGGCAUAUUUAAGAAGGAAUAGACGAUUAAAAGAAACAAAAAAUAAGAAAAAGAAAAAGCAUAAUUUAUCAGAAAAAAAUUUAUUAAAUAAACAAGAAGAAGGAAAUUAUGGAGAUUAUGCAACUAUUCCCUAUGAAGAAUUACCCAAAUUUCAAAAAAAUUCCCCCCAAACACUUUCUUAUUAUUCACCUUCAAGUAGCGGUUCUUCUUCUACAACAACUACAGCAACAAAUAAUGGGUAUCCAAUUAGAUUGGGGUUUGUUAAUGGACAAAAUCAAGUUUCUCGUUAUUCUUUUAAUCCUUGUGACAAUUUAAUAAAUAUGCCUGAAUAUGGCCAAAUGCCCUUACAACAUUAUGGUCUUCACCCAAUUCCGCCAUGUUUUCCAAUUCCACCUCCAAAUAUGCCAUUUAAUCGACCUAUUGGACACGAACACAUUCAAAAUUAUCGAUAUUCACCUUCCAGCUCUCUAAGAAGCAGUGGAGGCACAAUGGUCGUUAAAAUGGAUUUUAGUCGUCAAAGGCCUUUAUUUAGUGAACGAAUUGAAGGUUUAAAUGAAAUGGAUGAAGAGUAG
Messenger RNA from Meloidogyne enterolobii, 1355 nucleotides. The record is from the annotation of a GenBank genome assembly. Lineage: Eukaryota; Metazoa; Nematoda; Chromadorea; Rhabditida; Meloidogynidae.